Molecule: messenger RNA, 9735 nt
Organism: Porites lobata
Lineage: Eukaryota; Metazoa; Cnidaria; Anthozoa; Scleractinia; Poritidae
Source: the annotation of a GenBank genome assembly
CUCGUUUUCAAUCACACGUGCGAGAUUUAUAAGAACCAAUAGAGUUUUUUCCCCUUUUUUUUUACAGAAUUGUCUGUCUUAAUCGAAAAUGGGAAGAAACAGAUCAUCAAAUGAAGCCGCACCAAAAGGUCCCGGAAGGAAAGCAAGGAAACAGCCUGCUCCAGAAUUACCAGCAGCCCUUGGUAAGCUGAUGUUUCUGAUGUAAACAUUUCUGCUAUCGUUACAUGGUCAGCAAUGCCCAGCUGAAAUCAUACUCGAUAAGCUGAAUUAUACGUUCUGAGUUCUUUUUCUACUCAAUAAGGUUGUGAAGAAGCCAUUUAUGCAACAUUUAAGCAAGCAUGUCUUGAGCAACAAGUUAGGUUAAUGAUAGGUACUGCUUAGCACCCAAUAGCCCAUUUCUUAAAAUUAUGGUAAAUUAACAUAAUAUUAUACACAUCCAAUGAGUUGCAUUGGAUGCGUUGUUUAGCAUUACGCUUAUGUUUUUUGGCGCAAAAAUGUUUAAAAAAUAUUGGUGUAUAAGAUUGGCCAGAAGGAGUCCAUUAUAAAGGGGUAUUCAUUCUUCAGAAUCCAUCCCAUUUUCCUUUCUUCUUUGCAUCUUUAAGCAAACAUCCUAACUGGUGAGACAACAAAAUAGAGCCCUUUUGUAUUGUUCGUUGUUGUAAAAUGAUACCAUCUUGAAGCAGAUGUGAAGUGAAAAGCAUGCAGCCUUUGCCACUUCCAUGAGAAUCACCACCAUGAGCUUGUGCACUUCAUGGGAAAAUAACUUUUAAAAGUAAUUGUGCUUUGUACAUUACUGACUUUGGAAUAUAAUAAUAAUAAUAAUUAUAAUAAUAAUGAUAAUAAUAAUAAUAAUAGUAAUAAUAAUAAUAAGUCUGCACAAUUGAAAUGAGCUGCCCAUGGAUUGAGAGUAGAGCUAAGAAAGAUGAGGAAAAGACACUCAAGUAUGGGCCCAUGAUGUGGGAGCUGAAGCAGAGAUACAAUGGUUACAGGGUUGAACAGUUCAACGUAAUAAUUGACGUACUGGGGGGUUACUCUAAACACCUAGAGAAGUCGGUGAGGAAGCUACUUGGAGCGAGAGCACGGAGCGUACUUGAUCGAAUGCAGAAGUCGGUCAUCUCAAACACUUUAAACAUUGCCAGAACAUUUAAGAUAAAUGCUUAGUUAGGGCGCUAUGGACUUCAGUUUUAGGUUUUUGUUUUUUCUCUAGAAAUCUAGAAACACAAGCUUGCUGACGUUUUAAUUUAGAUUUUUUAGAACAUUAGAGUGUGAUAUUAUUACAAAUAUGUUUUUAGUAGAGAUAGCGAAGGUUUUACAGAGUAUCAGAAUUUCAUAAUAAUCUAAAUUGGCUUUUUAAGUAGAGAGAUUUAUAUCACUAUGUAUAAGCUUUUAGUAGAGAUAGCGAAGGUUUUACAGAGUAUCAGAAUUUAAUAAUAUUCUAAAUUGGCUUUUUAAGUAGAGAGAUUCUACCACUAUGUAUUUUAGGAUUGUAUUAGGUUUCGUAUCGACCUUUUUUUACUUCUAAGUAUAGCUUCUCAAGUGGUGUAGGUUACGCUAUGCGCCCUACACUACUCAUAAUGUGGACAGCAUUCCAAAGUUUCAUACUGCGACAUAAUAAUAAUAAUAAUAUGCAUGUAUAUACAGCGUGCAAAGAAAGUAAUGUCCGAUAGCCUGGGGCUAGUGGAUUUUGCUAUCGGGCUAGUGAAUUCUGUUUUUAACUUGCCCGAUGGGCAAGUGAUAUUUUUUGAGCAAUUAGAAUAACAGAAGAACUGUGACAUCGAUUCUGCUCGUCAAAAAGAUUUUGGGGUAGAUGAAAUGACGUCUGGGUUAGUGAAUGCUAGCUUCAGCUUACGCGAAUGGCAAGCUGAUAUAGUAUGAACUAAUUUCGAAUACUGGUAUUUGGUGGGAUGUUAGAACUUCUCCUUUGUCUGAGAAACCUGUUUUUAAUUAUUUGAUAAAGAUAAUACACUGUGAAUCGCUUGAACGUACUUUCAGCUGGUAGAGCCUUAGACCUCAAACAAGCUGACAUGGGUGACCAUGCACUGAUGGUUGAGUUUAACCUUGCCUAAAUAUAACUAUAUUAUACACCCAGUGAAAUGGGAUCCUCUUGUUCUGAUAUGCUCUGACAUUCUAAAAACAUUAAGGGUGGCCAGUUAUUCUAAUUACAUUGUACGUGGAUUUUAUCUAGGUAGUCUGUAAGAUAAUUCUAUCGAGUACUACCACAGUGAAGUUCAUUAAAUGUUUGUUUCCUUUCACAGUUAAAAGUGGUGGAGAGAAAAAUCAUAUACAAAAGGCUAAGAAGAGGUAAUUAAUCCUUUGUACCUAGGAGUACUAGCUGCGCUAGUAACUCUUUGAACUAGUGUAUAAAAUUAAUGUGUCUACAACUUUGUUUUCAGAAAAUUAAAAGAAUCAGCGGAUUCAAAUGGAGUUGUGUCAUUCAGUGAUAAGGUAGUUUGUGGUUAAUCAGACAUACAUUUGUUAGGUGAACUUCAGUUGUUUUACUUGUUUCUAAUUCUUUUGAUCACAGCCUGAGGACAAAAAGAUGAAAAAGACAAAGAAAUCACAAAAGUAAGUUUGCUUCCGAUGAUACAUCUGUUUCAAGUAUUUGAUUCUUACAUGUAAUAAGGAGAAGUGGGUCAGUGGCAUUAUCAAUUUCUAGACCAUUAAUAAAUAUCCAGGGUAUGAUAUGUUUACAUAUUUGUAUAUUGUUUACUCUUAAAGGCAUCUUGAGCAGUGUAGUGAUGAUGAGGACAGAAAUCAAUCUGAGGACAUUUUUGGUGAAGAUUCAAGUGGUAUGAUUGUUCUGUUGCAGUAUUGAUGUACAUGUAGCAUUGUAACAUUAUAAUAUAUACCACAAAUAUAGAUAUUUGAAAAGAUUCAUUUUUGUCCAUGUUAACAUACAAAUCCAGACUGUGAGAUAACGCAGGCCAACUCAGGAACAAAAUUUUCUUGACCAAGCUGUCAGCCUUUGGGGGCAGGCCUCUUCCCCAGAUCUUCCACUGACAAAAGUUUUAACAAAUAAAUUGAAAUAAAUGUUUUUCAAGUGCAUCCCCCCUGAAGACUAAAAUUUACCACAACUUUUUUUUGUUAAUUUCCUAGAUGAAGAGGUGAAAGUGAAUUUCAAGUCAAUGUAAGGAUUGCUUUAUUAAAUACUGUUUAUAAAUUCUGUUUAAAUUAAAUUCUGUUUAAAUUCUGUUUUUUAAAGUAUAAGUUCCUCCAAUCUAAAAUAAAUGUGAAUCGAAUUUUGAUAAAACCCAAAAUCUAUACUCAGACCUUUCAGUGAUGAGAACAAAAGUUGGUUAAAGCUUGCACAGGAGAAAAGUACUGAUGACGAGGAUGGUGAUGAUGAUGACAUGGUAAAGUUGCAGUCAAUUUUCUAACUGAAUGUGAAAGUACGGAUAGGUUUGUUAACAUUUAUGUUUGAAUUAAUUUUUUCUCUCUCUCAUAUUUUCUACAGCCAGCUGAUGAAUUUAGUGGUGAAAGUGACGGCAAUGAAGAUGAUGACAGUGAUGAUGAUGAUGAUGAUGGUGAUGAUGAUGAUGAGGUAUUAUCCUUGUAUGGUGCACUCAUGUCUGACUCUGAUCAAAGUGAAAAUAUUACAUUAAAUUUAUACUGAAAUCUUUGUUUCAGAUGCUUCCCAUUGAGAAGAAAUCCAAAAAGUUGGACAAAAAGAAGGCCAGAGACAAGUUAGUUUUGUUCAGAUAGUGGUUAUAAUGCAAUUUGGUAAUAUUAAAACAUUUAACAUACACACUUAAAAUUUUUAACACAUGUACUAAUAAUAUAAUUAUUAUUGGUGUUCCUAAAGGCUGAUUUUUUUUUUCAUUCCUGUAAAUUACAUUAUUGGUCCAUAAGUUUUACAAUUGUAAUGGUUGUCGACUUGUUUUUCCUUUGCCAGGGCUCUAGCAGAAGAAGAGUUAAAAACUAACAUUUCUGAAACAGAAGUGUUUGUGCUUCCAAGUGGUCAAGAAAUUGAGAAAGAAGGUACUUUGAGAGUAUACUCUUGUUGAAUAUUACAAUAUUAUGUGCAACAUUUAAUAAGGAAAGUUUGAAAAGAGCAACAAGCACAAAGCCCUAUCUGUAAGAUACAUGUGUUUGUACAGACCAUAAUCUGAUAGUAUGAACAAUAAAGGGAAAGAGCCUUGUCCACUUAACGGAGGUUACUAAUUAUGUGGGUACCGGUAUAUUCAUUUUUUUUAUUAUCUUGUACUGUUUUUAAUUUGUGAUGCAGGAGUGUCUGGUCCAUAUCAUAGAGGUUUCCUUACAAGUAACUGCUUGGGUAGAGGUUCAACUUUGUUAUGUAACUUUGUAACUCAUCUCUCUCAUUUGCAAACAAUAUUAUUUAUGGUCUUCAUGGACCCAGGCAAAUAUGGAGUCUUUGGUCGCAGGUGAAACCCACUACCUGUACACAGUAGUAACUUUUUCAAGCUUCCUUGAAACAACUACACCCUAACUUGUCAUGAUUCCUCCACAGCAAAUGAGCAUGCUGAUUUAGCAUUGAUCAAUCAGAGAAUCAGAGACAACCUACAGGCCCUCAGUAACUUCAACAGUGCUCGUGAGGAGGGAAGGUAAUAUAAACAAAUCAUGAGGCAUCUUUUUUAGGUAGUGUCAUCUCAAAUCAAUGCAGUUAUAAUACUAACUUUGACAAGGGAAAUUGUCAUAUUUGAUGAUGAUGCAUUAUUGGUGACUUAAGAUUUUCAGUCUUUUGAAAUAUCUAGAAGUUGUUUCUUCAGAAGUUUGACUAGUCAUUGUUAUUACAUGUAUUUACUGAGGUUAGGGGCAUCAUCUGUCAGCAAUUUUGAUUCAAAAAUGAAAUAUCAUGAACCUUUUAAGCCCUGAGAGUGAUCAGCAUCAAAGUUUUCCUUGUAUUAUCACUGCUUCAUAAAACACAGUGGUCAUGAGAAUUGAGGACAUGAUCACACAAGCUAAUUGAUACUUUGAAAAAUUCUCCCCACCACGUCUAUUGAAAAUGACUGGGAUAACAAAUGAGAAUUUGAAUUUUGAUAUUAGGGUUUAAAGGUUUAGUACACAUGUGCUCUUUGUUUAAUUGCAGGUCCAGACAGGAAUACAUUGAACUGCUUCUCAAUGACCUUUGUACAUAUUAUAGUUAUGGAAAAUUUCUUAUGGAAAAAUUUGUGGAGCUAUUUCCCUUGAAUGAGGUAAAACAGUAAGAGAGACUUAGUAAAAAUGAAAUAAAAAUUAUUUACAAAGACAAAUUACUUUAUGGGAAUUUUUUUUAGUUUUAAUAUUCAUGAUUCAAAUAAUUAAGUAAAAUCUGUUCUUUGAACAAUUAUUAUUGUGUAUCGAUCUUUUUAGAUAAAUGUAAUCACGUCUUUUGAUAUCUUAUAGCUUCUAGAAUUUCUUGAGGCAAAUGAAGUGCAAAGACCAGUAACAAUAAGAACAAACACUUUAAAGACAAGAAGAAGAGAUCUUGCCCAGGUACACCGUCAAUGUUUAUUUUUGACUUUUUCAUUUUUUAAAAAAGAAAGAGUGUAAUAAUAGUAAUGCAGUGCUUCUCUCAUUAAUUUUAACAAUGGCUUAAACCUAUGAAUUCGCUGAUUCAUUGUUUCCCACUUUCUACAGGCUCUCAUCAACCGUGGAGUCAAUUUAGAUCCAAUUGGCAAAUGGUCCAAAGUUGGACUGGUUGUGUAUGACUCUUCAGUGCCUAUUGGUAAGCUUUGUACACUGUCUGUGGUGAUGUAUUAAACAUUUGUGUUCAGGUUAUAUGUCCAAAGACUGACAAAUUACAAAUUAAACUGAUGUACCAGUACAUCUAGUGACAUUUACAUUAGAACAUCAGGGUCUGAGUGUUCAUCACCCUAAUUCAAACAAAGUGAUCUAAUGGAUGUCAUGUAUUUAAUGACAGCAUUUUUUCAUUUAAUUUUCUAAAUUUGCUAAUACUUAUAAUGCGUUCAAAUUAUUAUUGGUAGUUAUUUCAACGUAUUUUCACAAACCAAUUUUAUAAUUAAUGUCUGAAAUGCCCAAAAACUGCCUGCAGUUUUUAUUAUUUAUGUAUGUGACAACUUCAAAUUCCCAUAUAAAUUCAAAACAGAACAGUUUUAAAAAUCAUUUUGGUAAGGAAAGUAGGUUCAAAUGGUUUUCAAAGGCAUAUAUUAACCUUUGUUCCUGAUUUUAGGAGCAACCCCAGAAUACUUAGCUGGACACUACAUGUUACAGGGGGCUUCCUCCAUGCUCCCUGUGAUGGCCUUAGCACCUCAGGAGAAAGAACGCAUUCUGGACAUGUGUGCAGCCCCUGGAGGAAAAACAACCUACAUUGGUAAGUAUAUAAUCAGAUGUUUUGAUUGGAACUUACUCGUGGUUUGUAUAGUUGUUAGUACUAAUAGUGGAUAGAGGAUUUUGAAGUUUUCACCCCUUUCAUCAUUAAAUUUCAGAUCACUACAGUGCCUACACCUGUACUAUUGACAUGUACAUGUACACCUGAGACAUGCUUUCUGUUUUUGUUGCAUGACUCACAAUCUUUCUAUUGUCUUUUACCACCAUAUGACUGCAAAAUUUGUUUACUGUGCUGUUUUCAAUUCCGAAACAUGUUAAGUUACAGUUGUUUUAACAUUGCCUUUCUGUAGCUUCACUCCUGAAGAACACCGGUUUGGUGGUGGCUAAUGAUGCUAAGAGGGAGAGAACAAAAGCUUUGGUGGCCAAUAUCCACAGAUUAGGUGAGUUGAUGAGAAUUGAAAACUCUCUUUUCUCCCCAAUGAUAGAACAGAGCCAUUAAGUACAUUGAAACCUGAUUACUGGGCCCAUUGACCCAUUCUGGUGACAUUGGGGAGCUUAAGCAAUGACAACAGCGAUAGCAAUGAGAAAAGCAAACAAGCAAUAGGUUUAGAUUAGCAAAACAACAGAGCUCUCGAUCUGCACUUGCAUCAUGCUUUUUGUACAUUUCUUUGACGUUGUUGCAGGAUUACGCUGUAAAAGUGCCUAAUUUCUUGUUUUGUUGAGUAUGGGAACAGUAGAAAACAACUUCCUAUUAUUUUCCUGAACUUUGAUACAGUCCUGUAGAACUCAACUCCAAAAAAUUUUUCCCAAAUUUGAGAACUUAAACAAGAUGGAAUAAAAUAAAAAAAUGUCAUUAAGUUCAAAGCAGGGAGCAUUCAUUUUUUUGUGACAUUUUUGUAGCCGUCACCAUCCGUUGUUGCUUAAACUCCCUGUUAUCAACACCUUUCUCACUUCAUAACUUAUUAAACUUGAUAUUGUAUACUUAAACUAUGGUGUUCUAUUUUCUCUCAUUUUUAAAGGAAUAAGCAACACCUUGGUCUGCAAUUAUGAUGGUAGAGCAUUCCCCAAGGUAUUUGCUUAAUUUGUCUACCAGCAUUCUAUUGCUGUUCUUACAUUAUGUACUUUUGAAGUUCUAUGAUCUUCCAGUCAGGUUCUCAGAGACAUCUGUUGUAUAGGUUACACUGGUAGUCAGUGCCUUGAUGACUCGUAGUUUAUAUAACUUUUUCGGUGAUCUUUAUGUUGAAGGUGAUGGCAGGUUUUGAUCGUGUUCUGCUUGAUGCUCCGUGUAGUGGCACAGGAGUCAUAUCAAAAGAUCAGUCUGUCAAAAUCAACAAGGUAUUAUUAUAACAAUAUCUCACCCUUCUCUUUAUGACAGUUUUAGAUUAAUAUUGUACUGAUUUACAUUCAGUUGCAUACAUGGAACAGAUUUUUCUUUCCUAUUUUUAUAUGGUCUUAAUAACAGCUGCCUAGCUAACAUAAGUCAGAUGUUGGCUAUAUCAUCGAGGCAAAACCCACCAACUGCGGGUGAGGUUCAUAGUGCUACCCAUACUAAGUCCCAUUUAAUAAAUCAAUAUCAUCACCUGAUGAAGACAACCGGCAGUAGGUGGUUGAAAUGUCAUGAUCAAUAGCAAAGUGAACACUACUAUUAGCAGACAUGUGUGUUUUUUUACCACCUUUUCCUUCUCUAAUUUGCUUGCUUUAUUGUUUUGUUAACUUAUUGCAGACAGAAAAAGAUAUCCAGCGAUGUUCUCAUAUCCAAAAAGAACUUUUAUUAGCAGCAAUUGAUGCUACAGAUGCUAAGUCAUCCACUGGUGGUUACAUUGUAUAUUCUACCUGCUCAGUUCUUGUAAGCCAUUUAUUUUUUUGUUUUGUUUUAUACUGUGUAAAAUAUGAUGCAAGUCAUUAGCAAUAGUUGUAGUGUAGUUGUUAUAUUAAUUUUAAGUGAAAGACUAAAAAUUGAAAUAAUGUUAUUAAAGGCUUAUUAAUUGGAUGGCACCUUGAGGCUCUCGCACUUUUCGCGGGAGCCUCAUCAACAAGAAUGGUACAGUAAUAUAUACACACUGUGCACAAGAGGUUCAUAAUCCACGCACUAGUGAACAGAACCAGCUACUGGUCCUUCCUGGCAUCAACAAACACUAACAGCCAUUGGGCACUAUAAUUACUGGCACAUUAAUGUUACUCUUUUUGUUGAUAUUUAACAGGUAGAAGAAAAUGAAUGGGUAAUUGACUAUGCCCUCAGUAAAAGACAUGUCAAGCUUGUAUCAACUGGCCUCGACUUUGGUAAAGAAGGAUUCACCAAGUAAGGAAACAUAAUAAAAUAUGCAACAUUCUGGCGCUAGUAAAGUUAAUUAUUAUUAUAUAAUAUCAUGGUAAAAUAGCCUGGUUAGUCUUUCAACAAAAAUAUUAAAUUAUCUUGGUAGUCUCAUUAUACUCAUUACAAAAAUGAUUAUUCAAUUAAUUGAAAGGAAAGGAUCUUUCAGUGAUACUGCUGAGCAAUAUGUGGUCAUUCUUUUCCUCUUUUCUAUAAACUUAGCAGCAACUUAAAACAAAUUAAUUCUUGGUUAUUUCCUGUGAAAUAAAAAGGAACUAACAAAGGGAUAAUUUAUACACUUCAGUUACUUGUCUGCUCUGUCAUCUUUUCAUCUACUAACAUAGUGAUAAUUUUUUCAGUUGUUUUUCUGCUCAAUCAUCCAUGCAUUUGUUUAUUAUUCUUAUGAUAAAAUUACUUUUUUCAGGUUUAGAGGGAGACAUUUUCAUCCUUCUCUUAAACUGACAAGGAGAUUUUUUGCUCACACUCACAAUAUGGAUGGCUUCUUUGUUGCCAAGUUGAAAAAAUACUCCAACAAAAUUACAACUGAAGGUAGGAAUCUGGACAUACUUCCUGGUUAUCAAAACAACAGGGCACAUAAUAUAGCAGUCUUCUACAAAUGCCAUAACAUGUACAUAUGUACUUUAUGGGUUUUUUAAAAAAGUGACUUGGCUCUUGUUAGAAUAACAGCAGGUUAUCAGUUGCACACUGCUGCCAACUUCACCUUCAUUUUCUCAUGGAUGGUCUCUUUUAUUGUCUCCCUACAUCAAUUAACCUGCUUUGACACCCACUUAUGUCCAGGAUUGAUCUUGUUAGCAAAAAUUUGCUAGCAAAUUGCUUUCACAAUUUUCGCAAAAGAAAACAGUGUUUUAGAAGUUCCGUCCCUUAUAAUGCAUCAAUAUAUGAAAGUAAAAUAAAUGUAUUAAAGAGCUGGGAUAUUAAAUAAAGCAUGUUUACAAUUUUUUUUUUAUCCAUAUUAAUUAUUGCCCUCUCUCAUGAUAUUUUCUCUAUUUACUUUUGCAGAGACCACUGGUCAAAAAGAAAAUGUGAAUAAAACUUCUGAACCAAAACAAGACACAGAAAAUAGUGACACCAAACAAACUACCAAAGAAAAGAAAAAGAAAAAGAAAUUCAGGGUUCCUAAAACAAAGAAAGGAUUUAGAAAAAAUGCUGAUAAAAGAAAACCAAAGACCAGCUGA